GGAGUGUUCCCGGAGCUCGACUCUCUGUAGAGAGGCGACCAGCAGAAGUUGCAACCAUGUCCGCAAGCACGUCAUCCCUGAAGACUAUAAUUUUGCUGAAAGGUUCCACCACCGUAUUACACAUAUGUGCGAAAUCCCGUCAAAUAUGCUGAGAAACUGUUUGAUGCGGUCUCUCUAAAGAGCCAACGAAACGUUGUAAAUCUCUUAGUACAAACACAAAACACGGCAGAGACGAAAAGGGUACCUUUGAACUUGAAGCAAGCCCAUGGUCAACACACGCACUGCACCGCACAAAAAGACCAUCCGUGUGCGCUACUUUUAGAGCGUUAACAAGCAAAGCAAGGCGUAAAUGAGUAAGAAUCGUUCCGUAGAACCCGUAGAACCAGAUCACAACAGCCGCCAUCACAACCCUAAAUAUACAAACACAGUGCUGCUAGACUUCUUUUCUUUGGUUUUGUGAGUUUGUCGGGUGUGUAAAUAAGUAAAGUCUGAUGAGUAAAUUUAUUAAUACUAUACACUACAGAUAUUUUCUUCUUGAUGUGUUCUACUUUUAAGUCACAAAAUAAAAUAUAAUAUAAUUUAUUAACUACAAAAUGCAUACACGGUUGGUUUAGCCUAUUUUAGACCAAUGGCUUAGGUUGGCAACAUACGUUCCCGCCGGUUCAAGUGGUUCAAGUAUGGUUUAAGUUUGGUUUAAGCGGUCUAAGUUUAAGUUUGUAUCGCGGCUCGCACAAUUGUGGCUCGCACGGUUCUGACCUGACAACCGUGGCUCUGAAACAUCGUGAAGACAAGUUCUAGUAGUUACGGUUCGAAGUGCCUAACGGUCAGGCUGCGUAAUCCCACUGUGGCACCGACGCACCUGCGUACCCUGCGUGAAACAUGUUCUCGGUCGCCCAUUUUAUGAAGACUGAUGACGUGGCCGUGGUUCCAACACGCUGGAUUAAGAACGGGACAGCUCCCUGGCCACCGUUUAAAAAUACUGCAAAAGUGAACAGUGCAGUGAGGGACAGAACGGAGCCAGGCAAAGACUGGCCAAAAUUUGCCUGCAGGGUCAUGUCAUAUACAGACAGUUACGAAGUUGCCCGCAAGAGGUCCAUAAAGGCGGAGGAAGAGUCCGACCUUACAUCGGAAGCAGAGACAUCGCAAAAAAGAAUACGGCGACCUCCGACAUUUUUCGAUGACUACCUCACUGACAGCAGCGAUGAGGAGGGAGUAACUGAAGAACCACCUCCAGAAGGUGACAUUGAAUUUCUCGCUGAGCCCCCACCGCCACCACCUCUUCAAAGAAAAAGUGGAGCACAUUGUGGAGGAGCAGGCCAAACUGAUGGUGAUGACUUGGUGUUGCCCAAAGGAAGACCAAAAAGUGCAUCUUCUUUGAACUGCUCUGCUGAACCUUCAAGCAAAGCUUUGGUCACAGUUCUUAGGGAACUUGAGUGUAUUAAGGCACAGUUGACAAGCAUGGCUACAAUGUUGGCCAGAAUACAGAUGCAUGUGAAUGCUGAUGACCCUACUGCCAUGGCUGGUCCAGUCCAUCCAGAAGACCUUCCAGUCUAUCCAGUGAAGACAAGAGAGGAAUUUGCCUUCCUGGAGGCUAGCUUAAAAAAUGAAGCCAUUUUUGCAAAGCUAGUGAAAGAGCUUGGCCAAAUUGGAGGUAGAGAUGUAGCCUCUACAACAAAAACGGUGUUUAAGAAACUUGUCGGAGAUGAAGUUGCCGUCUUCUACAACAGAACCGGGCGAAACGGAAAGCAAGAAGCCGGGAAACUGAAGAUCUUUAGCCUGAUCUAUGCUGCUGUACGUGUAACCCGCAAAACUGCAACAGACGACGAGAUGGGCCGCGCCAUUGGUGAUUGGCUGCGCUUCGCCAACGUCCGGCUCCGUGCUCAAGGUUCAUUUGGCCCCAUCGACAAGCGCUGCACCAACAAGCUCAGCUCCGGGUCGUCACAAGGUGUAUUUUGUCGCGUGUUUCAAUGUUGGUUUGCUUGAGCAGGAGGACUGACAACUACUAGCCAGAAAAGUCGAAAACAUCCCAUCGACAGAAACUGUGGUUUGACUUGGGAAGAUGAAAAUCAGUUUGUUUCAAUUUUUUUUUUUUCUGUCUAGUCCUGUUCUAGACUUUCUUCAGCCUAUUUCAUAUUCUAUUGUCAUAUUUUACUUUUUAAAGUGGCAAUAAGGCUAUUUAAUGUCUCGACUUCUGUUCUAGUCUAGUGACAGGCUUUACUGUGGUUUGACUUGGGAAGAUGAAAGUCUGUUUGUUUUAAUUUUUUUUUUCUGUCUAGUCCUGUUCUAGAGUUUCUUCAGCCUAUUUCAUAUUCUAUUGUCAUAUUUUACUUUUUAAAGCGGCAAUAGGCCUAUUUAAUGUCUCGACUUCUGUUCUAGUCUAGUGACAGGCUUUAGUCAGUCCUUUCCGGCUUUUCUUUAAUACGAUACCGUUUUAGUAAUCAAGUUUUUCUAACUGCUUCUACACAUGGCAAUUGUAUAUAGUGCCAGCUGGACAUAAAAGGAUUAGAGAGAGAUAAGAAAGACACACCGUUGGACUAGCAACUGUUUAAUCAGAUCAUCUUUUUCUUCAUCUACGUUGAGUUUCUCUUCUUUUUUAUCUACACUGCAUUUGAUUUAAUUGAGGAGUUCCUUUUCUUCUAGUCUUAUACUCGAGCGUCUCCUCGUCUUCCAUUUGUCCACCAUGGGUGCGGCCCCUCUAAGAUACUCACCUUCCUUGUGGUGUAGUGCGAUGGAAGGUAUACCCACACACUUGUCCGCUUUUGCGUCAAUAGCAAAGGCCUCCAGGAUUUCUCGAGUGAACUUGUGGCGGUUUCUUGCCAGGAUGUUUAGGCUAGAAAAGUCUGGUACACACAGGCACAUAUGACAAUGGGCAGGUAGGUGCUCUGCACGCUGUGGUGGCCUUCACCGAAGCUGCAUGUUCUCUCGUCUAGUCACUGAUGCACCUUCCCUUCUGUCCAAUGUAACAUUGACUACAUGACAUGGGAUUUGGUGCACAACCUCCUUCUCACAUUUGGUGUACUUGGCAGUUCAUUUUCUCCUUGUUGGCCCUCUUGUUUACAUGAUGAAAAAUUGCACACAAAGAGACAAGGGAAAAACACAGAAGUCAGAGAGGCGCAUACUCGCAACUCUGGUAUAUUAAGUGAAGAAAGAAAAGAUGAAGCACGAUUCAUGACGGGGGACAUCAACACCAGGGGGUAAACAGUUCAGUCAUAGUGAGGUGUUCGCAAAAAGGCAACUUCUUUUUCGCUCAAAGCAACCGACGGCUGACUAACGCAGAGAUCGGUCAGACUCAAGAUGGUGAACGCAUCGAGCACCUCGCGCGUUUGUUUAUCAUUAAAGUGCCCAAUGAUUGAGAUUUUUUUCUAAAGAUGGUGUGCAGAUAGAGGUCUUACAAUGCACCAAAAGGUUGACCUCAUACAGUUUAUGAUCGUGCUCUCGCAGCCAGUCAUUCAAACACUUUCUAGUCUGUCCGACAUAGCAUCUUCCACAGGGAAGAGGAAUGCUGUACACUACGCUCAAUGAACGAGGAGUGAAAGGCUGCACAUGUUUUUUGUGGCGCGUGUCUUUUUCGCUUUGGCGCAAACCUUAGAACAAAUUUGUCACAUCUUUUUAGAGGCUGAUAAUACUACGGGCACACCAUACCUACUUACCACUUGUUUUAGAUUAUGCGAUAUCUUGUGUAGAUACAAUCUAAAACAAGUGGCAAGUAGGUGUGCUGUGCCCACAGUAAUAUCAGCCCCUAAAAAAAUAUGACAAAUUUGUUUAAGGUCUGCGCCAAAGAGAACAAAUUAUAAAAAACACGUGCCACAAAAAACAUGUGCAGCCUUUUUUUUCCUGUUCAUCGAGCGUUGUAUACAGCAUUCCUCUUUC
Molecule: messenger RNA, 3870 nt
Organism: Ixodes scapularis (black-legged tick)
Lineage: Eukaryota; Metazoa; Arthropoda; Arachnida; Ixodida; Ixodidae
Exons: 9
Coding region: 880-1983 (367 amino acids)
Source: RefSeq, a predicted model, not a curated record